AUGGACUUGAGCCACCCGCUCCUCCAGGCGGGCGACACCGAACCCGUCCCCUUCCCCGAGUCGUUCCCCCAGCUCCGCCGGCUGGACCGUGCUGUCGUGUGCCCCAUCUGCAAGGAACUCUUCCAAGGUCCCCUUACCCGCCGCCAGUGUAUCCGCUCCUUUCUUGACGUAUCCAAGAAAUGCCCCAGCUGCCAUGAACCAGCCAAGGAAGCCUCCAUUCGCAGGAAUCGCGCACUCGAGGAGAUGACCGACGCAUGGGAGGCUGCCAGAGCCUCAUUACUCGAGCUUGCCCAGCCACCACGGAAGCGUUCUCGCGACUCUGGCGUGGCAUCCUCGUCCAAGCGUACGCGUAACGCGUCUCCCAGGAAGGCGUCCCCCGAGGAGCCAGACAGCGACAUUGAGGUUCUCGAGGACGACAGCACCGAUGUACCUGCAGAGCUCGCUGAGAAUGACGAAGCACCGUGUCCCCUUUGCGCAGCAACCAUGCCCAUCUCCGCCAUCCCCACCCACAUUGACCGCGGAUGCCCACCACCAAAACCCAAGGCUGGACCGUUGAGUGUCGGAAACCAGAAGGCGGACUGGAAAAAGGUCUUCUCGGGCGCGGCGAGUGGAAAGGCCAAAGUGGCGGAUAUGAAGCGUAUCGUCAAGCCAAACUACAGUCUGACCGCACUAGGAGAGCUGAGGGCGCUCCUCACUGAGCACGGUCUCCCGACAACCGGCGACCGCACGGCCCUCGAGAACCGCUUUCAAGAGUGGAUCGUGCUGUUCAAUGCCAACUUGGAUACCUCUCACCCUUCGUCACUACCCGUCCUGCGGACCAAGCUCGCCAGCAUGGAAGCGUCCCGCAAGCGUGACAAGGACAAGGGCAAGGACGAUGAAGUGGACGCUCUCCAGUCCAAAGAGGGACUGAAGCGCCACGCUACGGAUCAGAAGAGCGAGUUUGAGAGGCUCCGACAGCAGAUUCUCAACCGCAAAAACAAGCAGAGUGGCAGUGCAGCGGACACUGCCAUCGAGGUCGAAUGA
Messenger RNA from Apiotrichum porosum, 1023 nucleotides. RefSeq names its product E3 ubiquitin-protein ligase rad18 (gene RAD18). Bases 1 to 1023 code for a protein of 340 amino acids. Gene Ontology annotation, biological process: DNA damage tolerance; protein monoubiquitination. The record is from RefSeq and is a predicted model, not a curated record. Gene Ontology annotation, molecular function: ubiquitin protein ligase activity; single-stranded DNA binding. Gene Ontology annotation, cellular component: Rad6-Rad18 complex; nucleus. NCBI's taxonomy places the organism in Eukaryota, Fungi, Basidiomycota, Tremellomycetes, Trichosporonales, Trichosporonaceae. The transcript is spliced from 6 exons.